Molecule: messenger RNA, 2304 nt
Organism: Eufriesea mexicana
Lineage: Eukaryota; Metazoa; Arthropoda; Insecta; Hymenoptera; Apidae
Product: X-ray repair cross-complementing protein 5
Exons: 16
Coding region: 1-2259 (752 amino acids)
Biological process (GO): double-strand break repair via nonhomologous end joining; DNA recombination; telomere maintenance
Cellular component (GO): nucleus; Ku70:Ku80 complex
Molecular function (GO): telomeric repeat DNA binding; damaged DNA binding; DNA helicase activity
Source: RefSeq, a predicted model, not a curated record
AUGCCUCCAAAAGCAAGAAAGGAAUCAUUAGUACUGUUAAUAAAUAUUGGAAUGACAAGUCCAAAUAUAGAAUGUAAUCCUUCUUCAUUGGAAAAAGCAAAAAAUAUUGUAAAGCAAAAAAUUGAGAAAAUGAUUUUUUUAAGACCAAAAGAUGAAGUUGCAAUAAUAUUGAUGGGCUCAUCGGUUACAAAAAAUAGUUUGAAUACAGAAUAUGUAGAAGAAUUUAUGGAUUUCCAGGUUCCAAAUUGGGAUUUGAUAAAGAAAUUUAUGAUUUUAAAACCUACAAAACAUUGUUCUAAUUGGAUUGAAGCACUUUAUGCUACAGUAGAAUUUAUGACACAAAAUAUUGUUGAUAUUUCGACAAAAAGAAUCAUUUUAAUGUCUGAUUUUAAUGAAGAAGCAGAUAUUAUUUCCCAAUUUCAAGCAGAUGCAAUUGCAAAUAAACUUUCUGAAAAACAGAUUCAAUUAAUUACAAUAGCAGAGGACGAACUAUAUGGGAAGUCUUCAUCUUCUCUGAAAAUUAGUGAAGUACUUCUUAAAGAUGUUCAUCAGAAGAUUAAUGGGCAACAUACAACAUAUGAUAAUGCUUUAACAAGUUUAAAAUUUUAUCUAAGAACACCAGCAAGACCGUGUCCUUCUUAUUUUAAUCUAGAAUUAGUUGAUAAAAAAAUACCAAUUGCCAGUUAUGUUAAAAUAGCUGAAGAAAAAUUUCCAACAUGGCAAAAGGCCAAAAAAAAUCAAAAGCUUGAGCGGAAAACAGAAUAUUUAGACAGACAAAGAACGUUUUAUACAAAGGAUGAGAUUGUAAAAGGAUACAAGUAUGGAGGAACUUCUAUUCCAGUUGAAAAAAAACUGGAAGAGGAUAUGAGUUAUAAAAGUGGAGUGCAAAGUUAUAGAAUUUAUGGUUUUACGGACAGAAAUAAUAUUGAUUUAGAAUAUUUAUACAAAAGUGCAACUCACGUUAUUUUACCUGCAAGUGGAAUAGAUAAUGUAAUAAAACCAUUUUAUAGUUUAGUACAAGCAAUGCAUGAAACAAAUUCAGUUGCUAUUGUGAGAAAAGUUCAUAGAAAUAAUAGCAUACCUAGAAUGGUUGCAUUGUUUCCCUGCAUUAAUGUACCUGAUGAACCAUGGUGUUUGAUAGAAAUAGAAUUAGCUUUUGCAGAAGAUCGAAGAGUAAUGGAGACAAGACCCAUGAAGUCCAUAGUUAAACAAUUGUCAAGUGAACAAAAUGAAGCUAUAGAUAAUUUAAUAGAUUCUCUGAUGUUAUCUGAUUCAGGAGACACUUAUGAGGUAGAUGGAAACCAACAUUUUCUGCCUGGAUGUGUGCCAAAUCCUGCAGUACAGCAUAGAUGGCAUAUGUUAUCAUAUCGUGCUCUUAACCCAAAUAAACCAUUACCACCUAUGGAAAAUUAUUUAAAUGAAAUUUUGGAAGCUCCAAUGAUAAAAGAAAAAAGUAAAUUCCAUCUGCAAAAAAUUGCACAACUAUUUCAAUUAAAAAAUAUAGAGCCAAAGGCGAAAGGAAGUGAAACAAAAGACAAUAUAUUAAUCAAUGAUAAUAUAAAUACCAACGAGUCUAAUAAAGUAGAAGACAUAAUUGAUGAUGAUAAUAAUUCAUACAAGGAAGAAUCAGUUUUGUCUAUGGAUACCUCAGAUAUUGACCUUGAUGAGCUUAGUUACACAAUUGUACGAAUACUGUUAGUCCAAUGCUUUUGGUACAUCCUGUAUAACAUAACGGCACUCACUUUCUGGGCCUGCGAGGAGCGCAAAUCCGCUGCAGCCUUAGUUAACGAAGAGACGCCGUCUCGCGUGGGUCAACAGGUGCUCUUACCCGUGCAAAACGCGUUCACCAGCAUGGGAACCGUAUAUACCUGCAGUGUGGUAGCUAUGCUCGUUGCACUUCUUCUGACGGCGCAGGCUGGUGAUAUGAUGCGUAAGAGUAUCGUUUUCGAUAAGAACACUCCAAAUGUGUUCUAUUGUCCGCAACAGAAACCGACUGGCUUUGAGAAGAUGAUCGUGAACGCGAAACCGUUGUCAAGGCUCUGCCAAUUCGAGGGGAAACCGAUCCCACCCGAUUACAAGAGCGAUUGCUAUAACGAUGUGGAUGAGACCGAGUAUGCGUGCAAAGAGAAGUACAGAAUCAUGAUGCGACUACAUCCACCAGGAAGUGAUACACCAUAUAAUGGUUCACGUUUAUCGAGGUUCCUAGCUUUUGAUAAAGAUAUGCACAAAAAAAGAAAUCAAAUCAAAGAUAGUAAUUAAUUUUUUGUGGUACUUUCUUAGCACAACUUUUGGCAAAUAUUCUAA